AUCGCAGCUCUACCAAAUUAAUUAAAAAUGGCAGCUGUUCCAAAAGAAUACAAGCUCGUCGUCGUAGGAGGUGGUGGCGUCGGUAAAUCCGCGCUCACUAUUCAAUUCAUUCAAUCUCACUUUGUGGAUGAAUAUGAUCCAACCAUUGAAGACAGCUACAGAAAACAAUGCCAAAUUGAUGCAGAGCCAGCUUUAUUAGAUGUUCUGGAUACUGCCGGUCAAGAGGAGUACUCCGCUAUGAGAGAGCAAUACAUGCGCACAGGUGAAGGUUUCCUUUUGGUUUAUUCAAUCACAAGUCGAAACUCAUUUGAAGAAAUUGAGACUUUCCACCAACAAAUUCUCCGCGUUAAAGACAAAGACUUCUUCCCUAUGGUUUUAGUCGCUAACAAAGCAGAUUUAGAGUAUGAACGUCAAGUCGGAUCAAACGAGGGUCGUCAAUUAGCUAAGAACUUCGGCUGUAGAUUCAUUGAAACUUCCGCUAAGCAACGCAUAAACGUCGAUGAAGCGUUUUAUAACCUUGUUAGAGAAAUUAGAGGCUACCAUAGAGACCAAACUGGCAUUAAAUCUAACAACACGCCUAAUCAAGUUGAACCAAUGCAACAUCAAGCCGGACAAGAUAAGGAAGCCGGCUGUUGUGGUGGAUGUGUUGUACUCUAAUCUUAAUCAGGAACAACAUAAUCGAAACACGGUCGUAUAAUUCUUUUUCUUUCCAAUUCUAGCAAUCCCGUUAUUCUUUAGCUAAUAAUUGCUUCAUUGACUUUAUCUCUUUUCACUUUACAGGUUUUCAUCUUAUUUUCUUGACGCAAUCAUGGAAAGUACAUUAAAACUACUUUUCUAAUUCAAUGUUUCUAUUGGAAUUACACUUACAAUAACGUCCAAUCAACCAACUACUCUACAUCAAUUAAAGAAUUUCGGGCAAUUUCUCAACUUUUUUCUUUAAACCUUUUCAACCCUUUUGACAAAAAAUAACUCACAGGCGAUAAAGAUGUUGCUAUGUAUACCU
This is a messenger RNA of Wallemia mellicola CBS 633.66, 1003 nucleotides long. Its product is annotated as ras-like protein. The record is from RefSeq and is a predicted model, not a curated record. The transcript is spliced from 5 exons. Gene Ontology annotation, cellular component: plasma membrane. Gene Ontology annotation, molecular function: GTP binding; GTPase activity; GDP binding. The coding region runs from base 28 to 657 and encodes 209 amino acids. NCBI's taxonomy places the organism in Eukaryota, Fungi, Basidiomycota, Wallemiomycetes, Wallemiales, Wallemiaceae. Gene Ontology annotation, biological process: signal transduction.